This is a messenger RNA of Nerophis lumbriciformis (worm pipefish), 2439 nucleotides long. Lineage: Eukaryota; Metazoa; Chordata; Actinopteri; Syngnathiformes; Syngnathidae. The record is from RefSeq and is a predicted model, not a curated record.
AUGAACACGUGUUGUGCGUCGGCAAUAUUGGACUUCUACGAGACAAUGAGGCCAAACAAAAGGUACGUGCACCUCAUUGUGUUGCUGCACACGGUUUACGUUUUGGCUUCUGUGACUCAUUAUUCCAUCCCUGAAGAGCUCAAAGAAGGAUCCGUUGUUGCCAACCUCGCAAAUGAUCUCAGUUUGGACGUUACAAGUCUGAUUAGAAGGAAGAUGCGUGUCGACAUCAUUGCUAACAAAAAAUAUCUGGAUGUUAACAAAGAGACUGGAGAACUGUACAUUGUGGAGAAGAUUGACAGGGAGCAUAUUUGCACCACAAAAUCGACAUCAUCAUGUUAUCUCAAACUGGAGGUGACGUUGGAAAACCCACUGCGUAUUUUUAACAUAGAGUUAGAAAUACUAGACAUGAAUGACAACGCCCCGCAGUUCAGACGAGAUGCCAUUCACUUGGAUAUAUCUGAGUCAACACCAAAAGGAGAGCGAUUCUCUCUCAGUAAUGCAGUUGAUCCAGAUGUAGGGGGUAAUUCAGUCAAAACUUAUCAUUUGAGUGAAAGUGAGCAUUUUAAUAUUGAGGUUCAGACUGGCAGAGAUGGGUCUAAAUUUGCAGAUUUGAUAUUAAGGAAGACAUUAGACAGAGAGCAGCAGGCAAUGCACAAUUUAUUUCUAACAGCAGUAGAUGGCGGUACACCUCCACGCUCUGGCACUGUUAGUAUUAUCGUGCAUGUCUUAGACAACAAUGAUAACGCCCCUUUGUUUGAUAACUCUAUUUACAGUAUUAAAAUGAUGGAGAAUUCCCCCAUUGGAAGCCUUGUUAUUGAUUUAAAUGCUACAGACUUGGAUGAGGGCUCCAAUUCUGAUUUAACAUAUUCAUACAGCUUAUAUACACCAGAGAAAACACACGAAACUUUUCAUUUGAAUCCUUCGACUGGUGAGAUUACUGUUAAGGGCAUGUUGAAUUAUGAGGAUUUUCAAAUUUAUGAUAUGGAAGUAAUAGCAGCAGACAAAGGAGUCAAUAGCUUAUCAGGCCAAUGUACAAUCAAAAUUCAAAUUGAGGACAUGAAUGACAAUCAUCCAGAAAUAUCUAUUAAAUCUUUUCAAACUCCAGUCAGUGAGAAAAUUGACGUCAACACAGUCAUUGCAGUGGUCAGUGUGAGUGAUAAGGAUUCGGGCGAUAAUGGAGUGGUAGAUCUUCACAUUCCCCGCAACAUGCCUUUCAAACUGAGGGAGUCUUCUGAUAACUAUUAUAAAUUAGUAGUUUCAGAGCCAUUGGACCGUGAGAGGGUUCCAGAAUAUGACAUCACAUUCACUGUGAUGGACAGAGGCUCCCCUCCGUUAAGUGACAAUGAAACAAUGACCUUACAUCUGUUGGACGUGAAUGACAAUGUUCCACACUUCCCUCAGUCCUUUUAUACCAUACGUGUGAUGGAGAAUAAUGCUCCAGGCGCAUUGCUCACUUCCCUCACUGCGUUUGACCCAGAUCUCCAUGAGAACCAGUACCUAGUUUACUUUAUUGUGGAGAAGGAGAUAGCCAACACCUCCAUGUCGAUGCUGUUCUCCAUCAACCCUGAGAAUGGGAACCUUUAUGCACUAAAGACUUUUGACUAUGAAAUGGAAAAGGACUUUCUUUUCCACAUUGAGGCCAGAGACUCAGGUUCUCCUCCACUCAGCAGCAAUGUGAGUGUCCACAUCAUUGUUGUGGACCAGAAUGACAACGCUCCUGUUAUCGUCUCUCCGUGGCGAGCGCACGGCUCAGUGGUUGAGGAAAAGAUCCCCAGGUCCACAGAUAAAGGCUCUCUGGUGGCCAAGGUGAUCGCCUUGGAUUUAGAUUCCGUGCACAACUCUCGCAUCAGCUAUCAGUUCCUGCAAGUGAGUGACGCCUCCUUGUUCAGUCUGGACCAGUACAAUGGUGAGAUCCGCACCAUGAGAAUGUUCAGUUACAAAGAUUGGCGGCACCACAGACUGGUGGUUGUUGCCAAAGACAACGGAGAGCCAGCCCUCUCUGCUACAGUCACCAUUAAGCUGUCAACGGUGGAAACUGCUGUGAAGGCCUACUCAGACAUGACCGAAGUUCCCCUGGAAUAUGACAUCUUCUCGGACCUCAACCUAUAUUUGGUCAUCGGUCUGGGUUCUGUGUCUUUCCUGCUGCUCAUCACCAUUUUGGUCACCAUCGUGCUCAAGUGUCAGAAGGUCAAGCCCAGCAAAGCGGCUCCUCCUAGCAGGAACAGUGUAAUCAGUGAAAGGAACUCCACCAUUGCAGAUUCCACUCUGGUGUCCAACGACGCCUACUGGUACAGUCUGUUUCUAGCCGAGACCAGGAAAGGAAAGCUGGUGGUCAGACAGCCUGUGCCAAAGGGCUCCAGAUAUAUCGUGUCCAGCAUUUCCAGGAGCACAGGCGUGUCUGAGACUAGUGAUUCUGCUCCCUCCACGUUGCAGGUAUGA